This is a messenger RNA of Cadophora gregata, 6748 nucleotides long. RefSeq lists its product as uncharacterized. The record is from RefSeq and is a predicted model, not a curated record. The transcript has a single exon. Lineage: Eukaryota; Fungi; Ascomycota; Leotiomycetes; Helotiales; Ploettnerulaceae. Bases 3090 to 6491 code for a protein of 1133 amino acids.
GGCCGUGCAAUGCGAAUGGCAUCGGGUUCAGCCUUACUCUAUUCUGCUAUCUAGAGUUUCUUCUACGUUUCGCUUUCUAUUUUAUCCAGUUUCUCUUUCUUGAUCGAGUUCUCGCAUUCCGAAAUAUGUCCUGCACUGUAAGCAGGCGUUGGGACAUAGUGCAUUUGGACGCCAAGUGGCAAACUCUUGGCUGAUAUUCCAAAUUCACACAGCCUUCUCUCCAGCCUUCUUUGUCUCAUUCUCUUUGGACUCACCGGCCCUGGAUGGCCCUAUGAUAUUCUUAGCCUGAGUGCAGAUUCGAUGUUAGACACAUACACUGUCAUAUUCAAUAUUCAAUAGCAUGCAGGAACAUUGAUUGAUUCACGGAGGGUUUCUUCCCCCUGCGUGUUAGUUAUUAUUUGAUCACCCACAUUAAUUCAGUGCGCAGUUCUGAUUAAGCUACUGCCACUGGCUGCUUUCAAGCCUACAUAUGUACCGCAUCAAUAUUCGGGCAGUCCUCCGAGCUUUACUUGGGAUGAGAGCGAAGGACGAUCAUUUUUCUGUCUUAUGUACGGCUCGAAGACUUGCUUCACAGCACCAAUUUCGCCCAUUGGCUAUUGUUUCCCCUUUCUUGAUCUUCUACUCAAUGAGCUGUUUUGUUAUCUUGCAAAAUAUUCCCAGCAUCAACCUGUUUAUCUAGGAACAUUUGGCAUUGGCCCAGUAUUGUUUAGAAUCCAUGGUACCACGGCGUUUCUUACGUAAGGUUGCCUUUGUACAUCACAUGUCCUGGUUACUUACAAAAGCUCUGGUCUUCUGGUAUCUAUUGAAUGCAUCGGGGUGCCUUAGUGCGAAUGAAUCCAUGCUCAUAGGGGGUCGUGGUCCAAGUUCAAAAGAAUAUCAAGCUGAUGCCUUUCCACGUCCCUACAAAAGCAACUACAGCUCGGUUGGCGAUCUACCUCUGAGCAUUGGUAAGGAUCACAGGCCACUAUCGCACAGAGAUAGGCAUUCAAGUAUUAUUGUUUAUUGUGUAGUGGAUAUUGCUGAGAAAACCAGCAGAAGCUGUGCUACUGUACUGAACGAGUGGCCCAAGCUCCCUUCUUGGCCGGCAAGGGCAGAGUUGAGCCCCUACUCAAUUCAAGCCUCAGUUGGCUCGCAUGAGUUUUCGGAACGAUGUUUGAGCUUCGUAUCGUAUUUGCCAGUGUACUUACUACCUUUACUCCUGUUUUGAUUUAUGGCAAGAACUUUGUGACUCCACAGAUCUUGAAAGAUCAUUACAGCGGCAUCCAUGUGUGGCUGGAGGCUUAAUAAAAGAUUUACAACAGAAAGUUACUUCUUUCACUUGGUUAACGCUUAUGUCACUUUCUCUAGUUUACAGCUGUGAACUUCGAACAUUCCGACGAAAGAACCAUCUUCAUCCGGCAAGCGUGUCUUAGAAUCCAAGUGGCUAUUCUGGGAAACACACUCCUGCAGACGACCCCACCAUCAUACAUCGGAGAAUUUACGAGGCGACUCCAGAAGCUUUCAGGUUGAACGCCACAGAUCGCAAAGAAAGUAAAAAGAUAAGUUUGAAGGUCCAGCUUUAGACAAUAAGCUUAAGCUACUGUGCCGCCUCUUCUUUUUCUGGAAGAACAAAGGACGUUUAGGGCCGCCACCAACCACUUUGAUGGGACAGUGAGGUUACACUCAACGGGUCUAUUUUCGUCUCCAACUCUGUCUGACCUUACCCGUCCUCAAGUCACCUCAUAUGAGGCGGCUUCCGAUCACGAGAUAAUUCCCAGCCCCGUUUGCAGAAUUCGGCAGGGUUGAAUAAGUGCCGUACUCUACAUCUUUAUGCCCGUUAGCACUCUGUGCAUUAGGGCACAAUGCAAUCGAAGCUUGGGAUCACCACAAACAUGACACAAGUCCUGGAGGAUGCCAACCGACAAGGCUCCUGCAUAUCCCCGUGUGCCUGUGCCGGCUGAGAGGCAUGCCGACGAGUGGUUGGAUACCACCAGAUUUAGAUACUUGACAUGCCGACUGCAGUGACUUACACUUCUACUUCCUCUUCCACUUCACGGGGGAGGGGCAUGCUAUGGCGGAAAGCUUAAUUCUCUCAGUGGUUGGAUUCGGGUGAUAGUGAUAGCUGCUGGUACGGUAUCUGGUAUGCUCUUCGCGUCUUGCUGGCCCCAUCACAAUCUUUUGCAUGAUGGUUCAAGUUGAUAAGCGCCCUGUCGGUCUGCUGCCGCACCGUCCCGACGCCUAAUUGGACGCAGGCUGGACAGCCAAAGCAAGGCCGCCCACAUGUCACGCAGGCCCGCCAAUCAGCACGUGUGCCAAAAUUGGACAUCCCCGUCUGUGCAUGGGGCUAGUACCCGCUAGUCCGCCCCCUGCCCCACAGCGUCCUUUCUUCCUCGACUGCAAGCACGAGCAGGGGUCCUUAGUCCUAAGGAGGCCCCAUUAAGAUGGCCGGGACCCCUCCAUCCAACCUGCUCGAUCUCGUUUCGUGCUCAACGACGAGCCUCAAUCUUUUCUCAUCUUUUGGGACCAGAUGUGUUCAGGCCAGAGUCGUCGCCGCCGCCAGACGAAGCCGAAAGCCCUUCGCUGGGUGCACGUCUAAACAGGACAGACAGAACAGGAACAGGAACCGAGCAGGAUAGGCGAGAGAAGUUGCUAUUUUUGGAUACCAGAUUGAUAUCAUGGCGACCUUGCGAGAGGCAGCUCGUCGACGCUUGAAUCUGGACCCGUUGACGACCUCCCUCAAUCUCCCUCAACAUCAGCCUCACCAGCAGACUCCCAGUUCUGCUUUGUCAUCGACGUCUCUGAGUGCCCCCUUUGGGUACAACCCGUCGUCGUUCACUCCAGUGAGUGCGGUCAGGACAUCCGCUUACAACCCAGCACAAUGGUCGAAUUCACCCAGUGUCACGCCAGACAGCAGCACUCAUUUCUCAUCGGGGCAUUCUUCAGCACGCCCUCAAGAUGUGGAGAGUAUGCACAAUCUCUUUUUCUGCGAAUCAUCUUUGUUCAUGAACUGCUGUGCUGUCUAAUUAUACCUGUGGAGACGCUAACUGCUCCCCGUAGUUACCCCACCCCCUCCUCCGCCUUACAGUCCCCCUAGGUCACAGCGAACUUCAAUGAUUAUGAAUGAAGAACCGUCUUCUGGCAUUUCACCUGCUUCUCGACUUUCACCAUCAAAUCAGUACCGGUCAUCCCCAGAACCUACAUCAAAUCCUACGUUUCCACCUCCUCCAAAUACUCGGCAACGUGCUGGCUCCAGUGAUAGAACACCACACUUGUUUAGUAUAUCUUCAUUUUCCAGAAGACCUGCACAGCCUGCGCAGCCUGCACAACAAGAAGCACCAAGACCUUCACCCGAAAUCAACAGAGAUCAUGCUUCGGGUUCACGGCGGCCAGUGCCAAUUUCUAUUGAGGCGCCGUCAUCCGAGGAAGAAGGCUCAAUACAGGCCGAGUCAAGACCACCGGCUUCUCGGAGAGCUGCAUCUACUGGGGCUAUAAGUACUCCGUCGUCAUCCCGCUCGCGAGGUUCGUCAACAUCAAGAUGGGAGCCUGGGAUGCCACUGCCCCCACCCCCUCCUGGGCCUCCUCCGCUAUCCUCGAGAUCACAGAGUAUGAGUCGAUCGACUGAUCGUGUUGUCUCUCCACCAACUAGAAGGCCUGGGCCGAUGUCUUCUCUGGGACCCGUCCCUCCAACUCCUGCGGGCUGGGUGGACGAAGAUAUUGCUGGGAGAGGUAGAUCCCCCAAUCGUGGACUUCAUAUCGACACAUCCAGCGUUGGCUCGAGUACUGCUGCAGAAUCCAAUUCGGGCUCUAGUUCGUCAGGCUUGGCUAGGGCCCAUGCUGUGAGAGGCGAAAAGAGUCUUCGAGAAAGGAGAACCGAAAGCAAAACCAGGCGAAGCGCUGUCACAGAAGAGCCUUCCAAUAAUCCUUGGGCCGAAGCUAUCACGCCUUCAGAUAUCGUUCUCCCACAGACGUUACUCACUCGAAGACCAACAAUCACACGGUCAACUCCGAGAAGUGCAAGAUCACACCAUGUCGAAACACCAAGAUCUGCUGAGUUCCAGCACAAUACUCCUGUACAAGGUGGCCCAGGAACUGGAUCUAGGGGCUCAACUCCCCGCCCACCUGGUUCUUCUAGUCGACCUGAAGCUCCAACCCCACCUUUCUCUCCCGGCCAAAUCAAGGCUGCCUUCAUCGAGGGGUCUCCCGCAAUACCACCGAAGGCAUUGCCUACUCCUCCACCUCAGUCCAGGCUCACCAUGAGCUCUCCAGGUCGACCCGUAUCGCAUAUACUUCAUAUCCCAAACAAUGACAACACGACUAUCGCAGCAUUAGUCCCGUCGCGGCCUGGAUCAAGGCAAUCGAAUCACAGUCAAAUGUCACAAAUCUCACCUGCAGAGCAAUUUUCGCGUGCCGCUGUAGAAAGGCACCAGGCAUUUGCACAGAGAGAGGCAGCUGCCGCAACCGAUGGCGAGCGUGUUCGAAUUUUUGCAGAGUUCAUAGUUACUGAAUCUCGUUUACGAAGAGAAAGAUAUGCGUCAGCAAUUGAUGACAUGGGGUCAGAAAUUCUUGAGCUAACCCGCGAUCUAUUUCGACCGUACAGCAGCCCUAGGAGAGAAUCUAUGGUUUCAAGGUCCAGUGCAUGGACUCCGGAAUCAUCAACGGGACCUAGAUCACCAGGUCCUAUGGGCAAUCGAUCACAUCGAGGCUCUCUAAUGGCGGCUUUACACGAUGCACCCAAACUGCAGACAGCUCAGGAGCCGUCGUCUGGCUCAACACCCUCUUCUCCGGCACUCGGACGACCAGAAUCGACUUGGUGGACUGGUUAUAUGCCUUCUCUCUCGCCAAUUCCAAGUAUGAGUGUGAGCGAAGCGCCAGAUGGUUCAGAUUCUAGAGGUCGACCAUCAAGCAGGUGGUGGGAGGUUAGUCAGGAGGGUUCAAAUGGCACUCCAUCAAUGCGACUGGAACGAUCAAAACGAGAGUCCAAAUACAUGGGUAUGCCAAGAGAAUUACGGGAAUCUUUGCAAUACGAGAAUAGUGACCCUAGAGCGAGUCAAAAUGGCAAGGGAAUCGAUAUGUCUGAGCCCAGAAGCGUGCAAAAGGUGUAUGGGGCCAAUGAGUAUCCACCAGAGAAGGUUGGCUGGCAUGAGCCAAGUAAUCGAUCGUCCUCUUCCAAACCUCAAGAGGCUUCAGUCAGAUCCCCGGCACCCUUCUCACCGGCACUUACAACACCAAAUCCAGAUCAUUUGGAUGUCUCCCGCCUUGUAACAUUACCUCCACCCUAUCCCCGUCACCAUCCAGCCGUCAACAACAAUCACCCAGACCUCACAUCCAUCCGCACUGUCGUACGUGUUCUCAGCGACUUCACUGAAGUCGAAGCCACCAAAGAGCGCUUCUCAACAAGUAGCAAACAGGUCCAAGAUGACCUCGCCGCCGAGACCAAGAAACGGCGAGACUCGCUCCGGAUCAAUAUCCAACGUGAAGUCGGCUCCGGAAACAUGACCUACGCAGAUGCCGCCAAGGUCGAAGCCACAGCCCUCGCAACUGAGCAGGAAAAGACCAAAGAAGCUUCCAAACUCGACUUCGAGCUCUUCCAGUCUCAAGUCGUGAUUCCCGUCAAUGACCUUCUCAUGGACCGAGUCAACCGCUCGACAGAGCUCUUCGAACAGCUGCGCUCCAAACUCUUUGUUGAUGCACAACAGCAGUCACCGAAUCUAACCCAAGAAGAAGGCGACGAGCAGCCCGAACUUCUUGAGAAACUCACACUCUUGAAAUGGAUCUUCGAGGCACGUGAGCAGCUCCACAGAGAACUCUUCGAUCUCCUCAGCGACCGCAACAACCGGUAUCGCGACAUGGUCAUAAUACCCUACCGGCUCGCCGGGAACAACGAGAAAAUACAGAACGCAGAGCUCUUCUUCGCUGAAGAUGCAUCCAAGCGAAAGCUAGCGUUUGAGCAAGAAGUGCUCAAACGCACGGAAGAAUUCAUGGAUAUCAUCGAAGAGAAUGUCGUCCGCGGUGUUGAGGUACAACUUUCUGCCUUUUGGGACAUCGCACCGUCUUUGAGCCGCAUCACGGACAAGAUUCCCAGCCGUAUUGAUGAGAGUUUCGCGAUCCAAAUCCCUGCUGCGGAGUACGAGGAGAAUCCCAGUUACUACGCUUUUCCGAUGCAAUAUCUCUAUAGUUUACUAGGACACUGCGAGAAAAGCACAUACCAAUUCAUUGAGAGCCAGACGAAUCUUCUAUGUCUACUGCACGAAGUCAAGAGCGGUGUCACGCUCGCGAAUUGUAGGUUAAUGCGUACGCAACGCAUCGCGCAGGGAGAAGGUGAGGAAGAGGUCGAGGCGGAGUUGAGAGAAGUGGAGAAGGAUGAGGAGGUACGUCUGACCGAUGAUCUGAAGGAGAAGGUCAGGUGUGUGGAGGAGCUGUGGAGUAGUGCGUUGGGAAGGGAAUUGACAGGAGUCAAGGAACGAAUCGUGAGUUUUUUGAUCGAGCAGGGUGGCUGGGACGAGGAUGAAUGAUCCAGAUUCUCCUCUUCUCAAAAACGAGUUUCUCUUUUAUAUUCUUUGUCUGGGUUGGGAUAGAUGGGUUGGGGACUCUCGAGAUACGAGUUGUAAAAGAGGCACGGCACGCAAGGGUGUUCGUUUCUUUGUAUUUAAUUCUACCUGUGAGCUAGCUAUGUUCGAAAAGAAGAGGAGGAAAAGUGAUGGAUACGAUACCCCGAAUGACCCCCACAGAUUACAGAAAUUACCACCAAAUAUUAUAUGUCUCUUACCAU